CUAAACAAUUUAUUAAAAAAUGUUGGUGAGAAAUAAAUACUCUAAGAAGAUUGUGAAUAUAUUUGGACAAGAUAUCAUAUUUAAAGAUACUACAAUAAGCAUCAAAUAUUUAGAGAUGAGGAAGUGAACGAAUUUAAGGAAAUAUAAGAAUUAUAGAAUAAGAAAUAGGUUAGAUUUGAUAUUGAAUAAGGUGAAAUGGAAUAAAUCAAUCAAUUUAAUAUUUUGAAAGAUAGAGUAAGAAUUGGAAAUAUGGACAAAGAGAAGAGAGAGAAAGAAAAGGCUGAAAUGGAAUAAAAGUUAUUUGAAAAUAUUGAUAAAAUUAAAGAUAUUAGUGAUAUUGACUCAUUCAAACCUCUUAAGUAUUAUUGAGUAUAAUAUAAAAGAUACAUAGUUUAAUUUGAUGAAUAAGGAAAUAUAAUGUUAGAUAAUACUGAAUUAAAAGAUGAGGAUGUUGAAAAACUAUAAGGCAAACAAUAAUAAAAUAUUUCUUUUGAAGAGUUUGCAGAUGAUGAUAUUAAAAUUAAAAAGAUUGAUGAGAAAAAGUUUAAUUAAAAAAAAUCAAGUAGUGAUUCAAGUGAUGUUCAAUCUAGUGAAUCUGAAGAUUCUGAAGAUGAUUAUUUAAUGCAAUAAAGAAAUCUUAUUAAGAGAUCAUGA
Paramecium sonneborni is the source of this 654-nucleotide messenger RNA. The record is from the annotation of a GenBank genome assembly. Lineage: Eukaryota; Ciliophora; Oligohymenophorea; Peniculida; Parameciidae.